This is a messenger RNA of Haemonchus placei, 522 nucleotides long. The record is from the annotation of a GenBank genome assembly. Lineage: Eukaryota; Metazoa; Nematoda; Chromadorea; Rhabditida; Trichostrongylidae.
AUGGUCCCUUUCGACAUCAAAUACGAACAGACUCUUGGCUCUCCAUUCAUUUCGUUCAUUGAACUCUCCAUGAUCAAUGAACACUAUAACUGCAAAGAGGCGUGCGACCCGGAGACGUCAGUACAGUGUGAAAUGGGUGGAUUUCCUAAUCCCCGCGACUGCAAAAAAUGUAUAUGCCCUGGAGGUUACGCCGGUGACAGAUGCACAGAAAAAGUGGGAAAACUUCAGAUUGGUCAGCACAUUGAAGAAUGCUCUUCCGAAAGUUUGCCUUUCCAGCCAUCAGGUUGCGGUGAAGUAAUUGAAGCUUCACCGAAUUGGACGGUACUUGUAGACGUUGUCGGUCCAGGUAAAAGAUAUCAGGAAGACUUCUCCACAUGUAAUUAUUGGAUCGAAUCUCCAAAUGACACCGUGAUCGAAGUGAAACUGGUGGGUUACAGCGAUGGAGUUUCUGUUGACGGCUGCCUAUACGCUGGUGUAGAAAUCAAGACAAAUAAGGAUCAAACACUCACUGGCUACAGGUAA